Eublepharis macularius is the source of this 2924-nucleotide messenger RNA. RefSeq names its product tubulin tyrosine ligase like 10 (gene TTLL10). Lineage: Eukaryota; Metazoa; Chordata; Lepidosauria; Squamata; Eublepharidae. The coding region runs from base 136 to 2859 and encodes 907 amino acids. Gene Ontology annotation, biological process: protein modification process. The transcript has 12 exons. The record is from RefSeq and is a predicted model, not a curated record.
UGCUCAGAGCUCUGGGGCCAAGCUGCCUGUAUGCGUGACGCGUGUCGAGCAAGCGCAAAGCAAAAAUCAUCCUCCAAGGCGCCGUCCCAGCCUGCUUGCAAAACGGGGAUGCGCGGCUCGCUCUAGACCUUCUCCAUGGCUCAUCUGCAAGCCCAAUACACUAAAGCUUUACUCAGGCGUUUAGGAUAUGCUGAGCAAAGCCACUGUCCGGAGCAUAAGUGGGCAUCAGCUAGACAAGUACCUGGAAGGAAAUCCAUCUUCUCUCCUUUGACCAAGCAAGGUGAACCUGCCAAAGAGGAUGCAGACGCUCAAAGAAACGCGUCCGAAUCACAGCUGGAAAGUGAAAAACUGGCGCUCAGGAUGCAAAGCGUGCUGGACUAUGUCAGCAACUGUGGACUGAGUACCAGCAAGGAAAUGGAGGCCUUGGACCUACAGGGCUUUCCCAGAGCAGGUUCAGGGCUCUCCAGAACAAGCCACUUGAGCAGAGAUGAAGCGACAGAGGCCAGCCAAGGCCAGUAUCAGUCUCCACCCACAGGCACCUUCCUGGAGACAGAGGGUUUGAAUGUGGAAGGUGCUUCUUUGGGGGGAGCAGGGGCCCAGGAGAGGGGGCCUAAGGAGGGGCCCCUUGAGCCACAACUAGUGGCUCAGGGUCGGGAGGACAACGUGGGUGUCAUCAUCACUCCAUCUGAACCUAUCGCAGACUCUGUCAACAUAGCCAGAAAGUCCCUUUCCACCUCCAAGGUAAACUCCAAGGGGGCUUUAGUGGGUGCCAAGCGAAACAAGAAAGGCAAGGCCAGAACACAGAAAGGUAAUCAGCACCCGAAUGGACCUCCAUCGGCAGAUGCAGGUGUUUCUAACUUAACCAAAGGGGAAUCGAUGAACAAAGCCAACCUAAAACAAUCACCACGAAUGAACCAUCAAGAGGAAAAGAAGCCAGAAGAACCCUCUGGAUCGGGGCCGUUCUUCUACAUCGGGGGAGCCAAUGGAUUCGACAUAGUGAAUGUCUACUGCGAGAACAAAGGGUGGCAGCGUAUCUAUGACAACCGGAGGGUGGAUUACACCCUGAAGUGGUGUGAGACCAAGCAUCGGGAAGACUACUGCAACUUCAGGGAAGGUCAACAGCUGCUUUAUCAGAUCCCAAACAACAGGGUCCUCACCACAAAGAUUGGACUUCUGGUGAACCUCCGAGAGUACGAGCGGGUGAUGAUGAAGAUCUCCAAGAACGGAAAGUUAUUGAAAAUGGAGGACUUCUUCCCCGAGACGUUCCGCCUGGACAUGAAAGACGAGAGAGAAGUCUUCUUUGAAAUUUACAGAGAGCCUCAUAUAUGGAUCUGCAAGCCCACCUGCUUGAACCAAGGCCGGGGGAUUUUCCUCCUGAAGAACCAAGAGCAGGUCAAACGUUUUCAACUUGAGCUGCAGAAUGUUGUAGACGAUCCUGCAUAUAGGAAAGUGCCUCACAGAAGCCCCGGGGCAAGGAUCCUGCAAAGGUAUAUUGACAGGCCGCUGCUGAUCGAGGGAAAGAAGUUCGACGUCCGGUCUUACCUUCUCAUCGCCUGCACGGUGCCAUACAUGCUGUUCUUUGGCCAUGGGUAUGCCCGGCUUACAUGCCUCAACUACAACCCUAUGUCAGACGACAUCACUUCUCACCUGACCAACCAGUGCGUGCAGAAAAAGAACCCCAUCUACAACAACGUCAAAGAGGAGACCGUGUGGCGGAUGGAACGCUUCAAUGCCUAUGUCAACGAGCGCUUCCGGCACAUCAAAGGGCUCCCCAAAGACUGGGUCUUGAACAACUUUACUAGGAGAAUGAAGGAAAUCAUGUUGCACUGCUUCCUGGCUGUGAAGUCCAAGCUGGAGUGCAAGCUGGGCUACUUCGAUCUGAUCGGCUGCGAUUUCUUGAUCGAUGAAGAAUUUAAGGUGUGGCUCUUGGAGAUGAACUCGAACCCUGCUUUGCAUACCAACUGCGGUACUUUGAAGAGUAUCAUUCCUACAGUGGUGAAUGAAACUCUGGAUCUGGCGAUUGAGAUCUUCACCAAGAGCCAGAAGUCUCAGCCGAUCUUUCCCUUGGAGUCGCCGUGUCACUUUGUGCUGAUCUAUAACGGGGUGGCGUCUGAUAACAGAGUCCCUCGGCCCACCAAGAGCAGGACUUCCCUCCAUUCUCUGCACAGCCCUCGGGAGGGCAAUGCCAAUGCUACGAGUGCCCCCAGCUCCAGCAGCAGCAGCGGCACCAGCAGCAGCAGGGUGGUAGACAAGCAGCCACCCAAGCCUUUGGAGAAACUCCCCAAGAUGGAACCGCCCGGCCCUCCUGACGUGAUCUCCCUUCUGCCUAACAAGGCAGCCACUCGAGAUAUUUUACCUGUACCUCAGAUUCAAAUAUCCAUAGUUCCCGACCUUGCCAACUGCCCUUCAGUGAAAGCCGUCCUCCGGGCCAAAGAAGUCUGUAGCCAUGGGAACCAGUACAUCAUCAAAAAUGUACCAGAGUCAGAUGGGCCUCAUACAGGGUCGUGCAAGGCCCAUAGUAGUGAUAAUAAGGCCAAAAAUAAUCCCACAGUCGCUGUUGCCACCGCUUCCAAAGACAGGUCUUAUAGUUCGUGGUUGCAGCAAACCUUCGCGACCAAAUAUUCAUCAUCGGGCGGCAACCUGGCAAGCAUGCCCUUGACCAGCUCUCAGAUGGUCUCCCUCCAUCUCCAGUCCAACAUCCCCCCAAACAUUCCCGUAAUCCAAGAACACGCCAGUCUCCCCUACCAGCCCGUGACUCAAGCCAAGCCACCAAUGGACAGCAAGAAGGCCGUAGCAAGAACCAGCAGUUGCAACGAUUCGCUCCCAGAAGAUACAAAGGCCUCGCACCGUGGCUCCUAACUCACUUGAGUAUUUCCAAAGCCCUGGCUCUUUUUCCUAUAAAGGACAACAAACAAAAUGAAAAA